Messenger RNA from Hyaena hyaena (striped hyena), 2589 nucleotides. RefSeq names its product prolyl 3-hydroxylase 3 (gene P3H3). The transcript is spliced from 15 exons. Gene Ontology annotation, cellular component: endoplasmic reticulum. Gene Ontology annotation, biological process: collagen metabolic process. The record is from RefSeq and is a predicted model, not a curated record. NCBI's taxonomy places the organism in Eukaryota, Metazoa, Chordata, Mammalia, Carnivora, Hyaenidae. Bases 11 to 2236 code for a protein of 741 amino acids. Gene Ontology annotation, molecular function: procollagen-proline 3-dioxygenase activity; protein binding; L-ascorbic acid binding.
CUCCGGCACCAUGCUCCGGCUCCUCCGGCUGCUGCUGCUGCUGCUGCCUCCGCCAGGGUCCCCCGAGCCCCUAGGCCUGGCUCGGCUGUCCCCCGGUGCGCCCCCCCAGGCCCCCGACUUGCUCUACGCCGACGGGCUGCGCGCCUACGCGGCCGGGGCUUGGGCGCCGGCCGUGGCGCUGCUGCGGGAGGCGCUGCGGAGCCAGGCGGCCCUGGGCCGCGCGCGGCGGGACUGCGGGGCGCGCUGUGCGGCCGAACCGGGGGCCGCGCUCCCCGCCGGGCUGCUCGACGCCCCGGACUCCGGGCCCGGCCCGGCGCAGGGCGCCUGGGAGCGGCUGCUGCUCCGCGAGGCGCUCCGCCGGGCCGAGUGCCUGACCCAGUGCGGGGCGCAGAGGCUGGGCCCCGGGGGCGCGGCGCGGCUCCGCGUGGGGAGCGCGCUCCGGGACGCCUUCCGCCGCCGGGAGCCCUACAACUACCUGCAGAGGGCCUACUACCAGCUGAAGAAGUUGGACCUGGCAGCAGCGGCUGCACACACCUUCUUUGUAGCAAACCCAACACACCUCCAGAUGAGGGAGGACAUGGCUAAGUACAGACGUAUGUCUAGGGUGCGGCCCCAGAGCUUCCGCGACCUGGAGACUCCGCCACACUGGGCAGCCUAUGACGACGGCCUGGAGCUGCUGGGGCAUCAGGAGGCUGGACUGGCGCUGCCCCGGCUAGAGGAGGCCCUGCAGGAGACCCUGGCCCAGAUGGAGAGCUGUCGGGCUGGCUGUGAGGGGCCGGAGGAGCAGCAGAGGGAGGAAGAGGAGGAGGAAGGGACUGGAGGCCAGGGGGGCCUCUAUGAGACCAUUGCGGGGCACUGGAUUCGGGUCCUACAGUGCCGGCAGCGCUGUGUCGGGGACACAGCCACUCGUCCUGGCCGCAGCUUCCCUGUUGCUGACUUCCUUCCCAGCCAGCUGAGGCGGCUGCACGAGGCCCAUGCUCAGGGUCAGUUGGGGAAGGUGGGGAAUCUGUCCCAGGCUCUGGAAAACGUCCUGAGUGUUCUGCUCUUCUACCCGGAGGAUGAGGCUGCCCGGAAGGCUCUGAACCAGUACCAGGCCCAGCUGGGAGAGCCGAGACCCGGCCUUGGGCCCAGAGAGGACAUCCAGCGCUUCAUCCUUCGAUCCCUGGGGGAGAAGAGACAGCUCUACUAUGCCAUGGAGCACCUGGGGACCAGCUUCAAGGAUCCUGAUUCCUGGACCCCAGCAGCUGUCAUCCCAGAGGCACUUAGAGAAAAGCUCAGAGAGGAUCAAGAGAAGAGGCCUUGGGACCAUGAGCCGCCACAGCCAAAGCCCUUGACCCACUGGAAGGAUGUCCUGCUCCUGGAGGGAGUAACCCUGACCCAGGAUGCGAGACAGCUAAACGGGUCCGAACGGGCCGUGUUGGAUGGGCUGCUCACCCCCGCCGAGUGUGGGCUGCUGCUGCAGCUGGCCAAGGAUGCCGCUGAGGCUGGAGCCAGGUCUGGCUACCGCGGCCGCCGCUCCCCUCACACCCCCCACGAACGCUUCGAGGGGCUCACGGUGCUCAAGGCUGCGCAGCUGGCCCGGGCCGGGGCCGUGGGCAGCCAGGGGGCUAAGUUGCUUCUGGAGGUGAGCGAGCGCGUACGGACCCUGACACAGGCCUACUUCUCCCCGGAGCGGCCCCUGCAUCUUUCCUUCACCCACCUGGUGUGCCGGAGUGCCAUAGAAGGAGAGCAAGAGCAGCGCAUGGACCUGAGUCACCCGGUGCAUGCAGACAAUUGCGUGCUGGACCCUGACACCGGGGAGUGCUGGAGGGAGCCCCCAGCCUACACCUAUCGUGACUACAGUGGGCUCCUCUACCUCAAUGACGACUUCCAUGGUGGAGACCUGUUCUUCACAGAGCCCAACGCCCUCACAGUCACAGCUCAGGUUCGGCCUCGCUGUGGACGCCUUGUGGCCUUCAGCUCCGGGGGGGAGAAUCCCCACGGUGUGUGGGCCGUGACGCGGGGACGGCGCUGCACCCUGGCGCUGUGGCACACGUGGGCACCUGAGCACAGGGAGCAGGAGUGGACAGAAGCCAAAGAGCUACUGAAGGAGCCCGAGGAGGAAGAGGAGGAGGAGGAGGAGGAGGAAGAGGAAGAAAUGCCCAGCAGAGACCCUUCCCCAGAACCCCCCAGCCGCAGGCUUCAGCGGGUCCAGGACAAAGCUGGGAAACCACCUCGGGCCCGCGAGGAGCUGUGAGGGACUGAGCCAGCUCCUUGGGGAUGUGGCCAUGUGACUUGUGAAGGGCCACCUCGAUGCCAGGACCCACGAGAAGCCCCCAUGUGAUGAGAGCAGAGUAGUGAGCUCUCUGUCCCUGCGUCCCUACCCGCUUGGGGAUCACGAGGGCCGUCCAGCCCUGGACUCAGAGGACAGUGCUCAGACGAGCCUAGAGCUCAUGAGACCCAGCUAACGGACCUCCAGACUGAGGACAAUGUGCCUCCCUGGAAAGAAACAGCAGGGAUAGGACCUGACUGCUUUGGAUGUGGAAGACGAGAGGGAGGAAAACCCCAAUGGCCCGUCCCAGCCUGUAAUAAAGAGCUGAAGACCCCUCA